UCUCGGCCAGAGCUGAGGGGAGGGGUCUCCAAGAGCGCCUCCAGCAACCCCUCGGGACCUCGGAGGGCUCGGCGGCCCCGCCCCCCGCCCCUAGACAGGCCGCGCGGGCAGGAGGCCGGGCGCCGGGGCGGAGAGAGGCACCUGGGUGGGCCCCGCCGCCCCGAGCCCGCGCCUAGUCUCCCGCGCUCGGCCGCCACAGGCUCGGUCGCCGGCCUGGCCAUGUCCUGGGCCGUGCUCUUUGGCCUUCUGGCCGCGCUGCUGCUGCUGCUGCUGCUGACCCGCCGGCGCACACGGCGACCUGGUGAACCUCCUCUGGACCUGGGCAUUAUCCCCUGGUUAGGCUAUGCCUUGGAGUUUGGAAAAGAUGCUGCCAGCUUCCUCACUAGGAUGAAGGAGAAGCAUGGUGAUAUUUUUACUGUGCUGGUGGGGGGCAGGUACAUCACUGUCCUCCUGGACCCACAUUCCUAUGACUCGGUGGUGUGGGAACCUCGUACCAAGCUGGAUUUCCACGCCUAUGCCGUCUUCCUCAUGGAGAGGAUUUUCGAUGUACAGCUUCCACAUUACAACCCUAGUGAUGAAAAGGCCAAGAUGAAACCAACUCUCCUCCACAGAGACCUCCAGGCGCUCACAGACGCCAUGUAUACCAACCUCCACACCGUCCUGUUGGGCGACACCACAGAAGCGGGCAGUGGCUGGCAUAAGAUGGGUCUCCUCGAUUUCUCCUACAGCUUCCUGCUCAGAGCCGGCUACCUGACUCUGUAUGGAGUUGAGGCACUGCCACGCACCCAUCAGAGCCAGGCCCAGGACCGCGUCCACUCAUCUGACGUCUUCCACACCUUCCGCCAGCUCGACUUGCUGCUCCCCAAACUGGCACGCGGCUCCCUAUCAGUGGGGGACAAGGAUCGGAUGUGCAGAGUCAAAAGUCGCCUGUGGAAGCUGUUGUCCCCAGCCAGGCUGGUCACCCGGGCCCACCGGAGCAACUGGCUGGAGAGUUACCUGCUGCACCUGGAGGAGAUGGGUGUGUCGGAGGAGAUGCAGGCGCGAGCGCUGGUGCUGCAGCUGUGGGCCACACAGGGGAACAUGGGUCCUGCUGCCUUCUGGCUUCUCCUCUUCCUCCUCAAGAAUCCCGAGGCCCUGGCUGCCGUGCGCAAAGAGCUUGAGCAUAUCCUCUGGCGAGCAGAGCAGCCUAUCUUGCAGAUGACUACUCUCCCACAGAAGGUUUUAGACAGCAUGCCAGUACUCGACAGUGUGCUGAGUGAGAGCCUCAGGCUCACAGCUGCACCUUUCAUCACCCGGGAGGUCGUGGUGGACCUGGCCAUGCCCAUGGCAGAUGGGCGGGAAUUCAGCCUGCGACGUGGUGAUCGCCUCCUCCUCUUCCCAUUCCUGAGUCCCCAGAAGGACCCAGACAUCUACACAGACCCAGAGGUAUUUAAAUACAACCGAUUCCUGAACCCUGAUGGAUCAGAGAAGAAAGACUUUUACAAGGAUGGGAGACGACUGAAGAAUUACAGCAUGCCAUGGGGAGCAGGGCACAAUCAGUGCCUGGGGAGGGGUUACGCCAUCAGCAGCAUCAAACAAUUCGUGUUCCUCGUGCUGGUGCACUUUGACCUUGAGCUGAUCAACCCGGACACGGAGAUCCCUGAGUUUGACCUCAGCCGCUACGGCUUUGGGCUGAUGCAGCCGGAACACGAUGUGCCCAUCCGUUACCGCAUCCGGGCGUGAGCUCUGGGAGCAGACGCAGCUCCAUGUGCUGGCUCCACCCAACCUGCCCCCCCGAUCACCCAACUCUCUGUGUCUGCAUCUGGCCUGGGUGCAGAGCUUUGAAUACCCAACAGUGCCAGCAUUAGCACUUUCCUGCUUUUUCCUUAGAAGGUUGGUCCAGGAGAGGAGGAAGAAGGGAAGCUGAGAGAAGGUAUAAUUCCAAAAUGAAGCUCUUUCUGCUCCCGGCUCACCUUGCUCCUCUCACCUCUCGACACCCACGAAAGCUGGGGCAGACAGGGAAGAAUAGGAGUCCUGACUGCUGUGCCCCCAAUUCUCAGAGGGGCCAAGGCCUUAACCACUCAAAGCUGAUGCUGGUCAUAAAAAAACGAAUCGGGACCUAGCAAUGUGUCCCUUGAAAUAAGCUCUGUCUCCAAAGUAUUUUAAACUAGCUGAAGCCAAAGGAGUCUUUAGAAUAUCUGCUUCCCUACAUGUCCCAUUCCCUCAUCUCUCCAUUCACACUGAUACUUGAGAAUAUGCAGGAGGGUUUUCCCGAAGCUGGAACACCCAAGAUACACAUCGUCACCACCUCCUGACACUGGGCUCUGAGGAGUGCAGUUCUCUGUUCCAGACUCAUAGGCUCUAGAUGGGAUGAGCUUUGCCAGUACUGAGACUCAGGUCGGGAAUAAGGAAGACACAGUCCUCACAGGAGGGCCUCAAUGGAAGGAAGCAGCCAGGCUCUUCAGACUGGGCACGCCAAUAAAAGAGAUGUUGGUUUCCUACAUUCUAGCUCAGAAGCUCCAGCUGUGGGCAUGACCAAGUCUGCAGACCUGUUUUGCUUGGCCUACACUUUUUAAAAAAUAAUACAUUAGUUGUUUUCAUAUUAUCUUUGAGAGAGUUGACUCAAAAGGUCUAGCUUCUCUUGAAAAGUCAGAAGAUCUGGCCAUACUGGGCCUAUAUUCCCAAGGGCAACCGUUGACCAGAGCUAAGAAACAGCUACCGCCAUUAUCUGGGGCACGUGCACUCUGGUUCACCAGGGUUUCUACUUGAUGGGAAAUUCUCUUUCUGCUUCUCCAUUCAUUGUAACUCCUGGCCCCUGAAGGCACUCGAGGUUGAGAACCCUGUUCCAUCUCUUAGAAGUGAUGUUUCGGAGAUGACUAGUUCUCAGACCUGUGGUCCAUCCUCCAGGGUGUACCGCCCUUUGAACAAAUAGAUCAAUGAUGAAAACUUGCCUUUCCAUCAGCUUAGGAAACACAGACAGCUCAAAGAGAAAAAUUGCCUAGAAAACUAUUAUGAUGGCAAGUAUUAUUAGUAUUAGGUCCUGUUUUUUGAGGACCCUCUAAAUGCCUGUGACAGGCACAGUAGACAUAGUAUUUCUACUUCUCACAGCAUCUCUGCAAGGAGAGGAUGGUUAUGCCCUUUUUAUAGAUGAGGAAACAGGCUCAGAGCGGUGAAGUGACUGCCCGGGGUUAGACAGCUCAUAAGCUCGUAGAAUUUGGCAAACAGACUUAUUGUCCCAACAGCAAAUGCAUUCCUCAGGCUCAAGAGGGUGCUGGAGGGGCAGAUCUGUUUGACAUCAGAGCCAGAGGCACCCAAGGGUCGAUGCAUCUCAUGAGAUUCAGACACACAUACACACAUAGCUAAGUCCCUUUAGCUUUAACGGAGGAAAAGAGGAGACCUGAGCUCUCCCAAUGUUUCGGAGGUGAGUCUCUUCUCAGAGCAGUGCCAGAGUUUGGGGGCUUUCUUGGCCCUCAGCCUCCAGGUGCUCCCCUUCCCCCCCAGGAUUCCCAGAUAGACACUGUGAUUGGCAGGAGGUGGGAUAUCCCCAGGGAAACCCAUCUUCAUGCCUGAGUGACCCCCCCACUGCUGCCUGCUUCUUAACUCCAUAGGAAAUCAGGGCUGGCAGCCUCCUGUGGGAGGACGGGGCCGGUUUCCAUGGCAACCCUCUGCUGCCUUAUCCUGGCUUGGAAGGGAAGGAAGAAGGCCCGCAAAAAUAGCUGCAGAAGAUCUCUCUGUGAGGCUGCUACCCUGGUGUGCUGGGGAAAAGCCCUUAUGACUCCCCUCUUCCAAAUCAGGGCUGCUUUGUCACUGAGACAAUUCUUACCUAUGUUCAAAAAAGAGCCAAUCGCCUUUAAAGGCGGUACCUCCUUGCAGCCACAAUCAUUAAGAAGAGACAGUUCUCCCCUGGUGCCAGAGGUAUUGAAGUACAGCAUAGGAGACAAUGAUUUAAGCCUUCCCUUGUUUUAAUCUUUCUUUUUCUUUCUUCUUUUAAAAAAUAUAACUUACAGAGAAAAGAGGGAAAGAUGAGUGGGUUAGCUCCUUGCUAUAGGUUCAUUAGGAAGGUACCCAGACGUCUUUGUAUUUCUUCAUAGCUUGCUUUAGAAUCAUGAAAUUGCAAGAUGUGUUAGAAACACUCUUAGGUUGACUUAAUGAAGUGUUUCCUUACCAUCGUCGUUAUUAUUAUUUUUUGCUAUAUUUUAUAUGUUGUUUACCAGAUAUUUUCCUUUAACCAGACUCAUUUUUUUAAACUUAUAUUUGUUCAUAAAGGGAACCUUUUUUUUGAUUGCUGACAGUAAUGGACAACAUGUAUCAUUUGUUGCCAAAAAUAGAAAGUGACUGUGAAAAAUAAAUUCUCUGGGGAGGGGGUCUCCAUGCUGGUGUCGCCAAGGCUCAGAGCCUGAGAUCUGUGUCUUCUCUGUUACAAAAUGAGACGAGCAAGUGUUUGAGAGGCAUUAAAGCCAGGCCAGCACCACCCUGAGACUUUCUCCUUGACAGUCACAAGUUGAAAAGGACAGGAGAAGGAGUAAGCUGCUCUCCACGUGGGUCACCUGUACAUUACGCCUGGUCUGAGUGCCAACCAGAGUCUCUGCCACUAGUGGCCCUCAAGCAAAGUGAGCUGGUGACAUCCCACCUGCUCAUUCUCCAGGUGGAGAAACAGUCUCUGAGAGUUGAAGUGUCUUGCCAAAAGUCAUUGAUUUUGAUGUUGUUUGUUUUUUUAUUUUUUUAACAAGCAUACUGUUUGGUGAGUAGCAGUGAUUAUUAUGCUUGCUGUUUAAAUAAAGAGUUCUAUUUUCAUAUAAUAUUGUCGAGUGGAAAUGUGCUGAAAUAUAUUAAACCAUUCUUGUAUUUGGAA
This is a messenger RNA of Rhinolophus ferrumequinum (greater horseshoe bat), 4831 nucleotides long. It is a transcript of the gene PTGIS, whose product is annotated as prostaglandin I2 synthase. Gene Ontology annotation, molecular function: oxidoreductase activity, acting on paired donors, with incorporation or reduction of molecular oxygen; heme binding; monooxygenase activity. Gene Ontology annotation, biological process: prostaglandin biosynthetic process. Lineage: Eukaryota; Metazoa; Chordata; Mammalia; Chiroptera; Rhinolophidae. The transcript is spliced from 10 exons. The coding region runs from base 220 to 1722 and encodes 500 amino acids. The record is from RefSeq and is a predicted model, not a curated record.